AUGGCCGCCACCGCUCGCGGCCCAAAGUUCUUCUCCACAACCAAAAAGGGGGAGAACUUUGAGCUGAAAGCCGACCUGAACAGCGAAUAUAGAGAAAAGCGCAAAGAAACGGUCAAAAAAGUCAUUGCAAACAUGACGAUCGGCAAAGAUGUCAGCAGUCUGUUUGCCGACGUUGUCAAAAACAUGCAGACAGAGGACUUGGAAUUGAAGAAGCUGGUGUAUCUGUACCUCAUCAACUAUGCGAGGACUCAGCCGGAGUUGGUUAUUCUGGCCGUCAAUACUUUCGUGAAGGAUACGGACGACAUCAACCCGUUGAUACGCGCAUUAGCCAUUCGGACGAUGGGAAUGUUACGGGUGGAGAAGAUCAUCGAUUACCUGCUGGAGCCUUUGAAGAAAGGCUUGAAAGAUGACGAUCCAUACGUGCGCAAAACCGCAACUCUAUGUGUUGCGAAGCUAUAUGACCUGAAUCCAACGAUCGCCAUCGAUAACGGGCUGAUCACGAUCGUGCAGGACAUGCUGUCCGACAGGAACCCGAUGGUGAUUGCCAACGCCGUCGCUGCGUUGGCAGAGAUAUCCGAGGCGUCGGUUAGACGCGACGUCUUUGUGGUGAACGCUGGCAUUCUGUCAAAGUUACUGGCUGCGUUGAACGAGUGCACAGAAUGGGGGCAGAUAUGUAUCCUGAACUCGCUUGCGAGUUAUCAACCGACCGAUGCCGCCCAAGCCGCCGACAUUGCAGAGCGAGUUUUGCCUAGAUUACAGCAUGCGAAUGCGAGUGUAGGGCUGUCCGCCGUGAGGGUCCUCAUGAUCUACCUGAACUAUAUCAGCAACGAGGAGCUCUCAAAACAAAUCAUCCGCAAACUAUCACCACCAUUAGUGACCCUCUUGUCCUCCGAACCCGAGAUCCAAUACGUAGCUCUGCGAAAUAUCAGCUUAAUCCUUCAAAAGCGCCCGGAUGUCCUCCAGCAGGAGAUCCGCGUCUUCUUCAUCAAAUACAACGACCCGCCGUACGUCAAACUUGAAAAGCUGGAAGUCAUCAUCAAGCUGUGCUCUGAGAAGAAUGUCGACCAAGUUCUGUCUGAGCUUCGGGAGUACGCCAAUGAGGUGGAUGUGGACUUUGUGCGGAAGUCGAUUAAAGCUAUCGGCCGUUGUGCGGUAAAGAUCGAUUCCGCAUCCGAGAAGUGUGUCAAUGCGCUGUUGGAUUUGAUUAAGACGAAGGUCACCCAUGUCGUGCAAGAAUCCAUUGUGGUGAUCAAGGAUAUCUUCCGCAAAUACCCCAACCGCUAUGAGGGCAUCAUUCCUACCCUAUGCGAGAACAUCGAAAGCGUCGACGAGCCAGAAGCGAAAGCGUCUAUCGUAUGGAUCAUUGGUGAAUACGCUGACCGCAUUGCGAAUGCUACCGAGCUGCUGGAGUACUUUCUGGAGAACUUCAAGGAGGAGGGGCCUGUGGUGCAACUGCAACUCCUCUCAGCAGCCGUUAAACUCCUCCUCAAGAAGCCCGGUUCAGCCCAAGAGACCGUCCAACGCGUCCUAACCUUAGCAACCCAAGGCUCAGAUAAUCCCGACAUUCGUGACCGCGCCUACAUCUACUGGCGUCUCCUCUCCACCAACCCCCAGGCGGCGCAAGGAGUCAUCCUGGCCGAACGACCACCAAUAGAGUCCGACGCACGAUCGGUCAGCGAAUCGCUGCUGGAUGAGCUGAUUCAUAAUAUUGGGAGCUUGGCGUCUGUUUAUCACAAGUCGCCGUCGAUAUUGGGGGGUACGGCUGUGGCUGUGUCGAGGAUUCGGGAAGCUGUGGACUUCGAAGGCGAAGAACCCGAAGUAGACGCCCGCACCGUCGCCCAGCAAGUCAACGCUGCAGUAGGCGGCGGGAUCGAAAACCUCCUCGACCUCGAUUUCGGAGGCUCAUACGAUACGACCUCUGCAACGACACCAGCGCCGAAUCACCGGACAGCGUCGGCUAUUGACGAUCUGCUGGGCUUGUCGGAUAUGUCGUCGCCGGGUGUGGGGGGCCCGAGUGGUGGUUUUAGCGGGCUGGCCAGUCCGGUGGGACAGGGAGCUGCGACGAACACGCCGAAGACGACGUUGUUGAGUGCUGGGGAGGCUAAUGGGCUUGACUUGCAGGGUGCCUUCAACAAACGCCAAAACCAAAUCUUCCUCGACCUCACCUUCUCCAACCGCACCGUAACGCCCCUCACCGAUUUCGCCAUCCAAUUCAACGUCAACACCUUCGGUCUCGCCCCAACGCGCGGGUUACAGGUCCCUGAGCCGCUCGGAUCCCACCAGACCGCCGAGGUGCAGCUGCCGUUGCAUACGGGCGGGGGCGUGCAGAGGAUGGACCCGCCGAAUUUGGUGCAGAUUGCGUUGAAGAAUAAUGCGGGGAUUUAUUACUUUAAUGCUUAUGUGCCGGAGGACGUGAUUAAAGGGUGA
Messenger RNA from Fimicolochytrium jonesii, 2427 nucleotides. RefSeq names its product adaptin N terminal region-domain-containing protein. Gene Ontology annotation, cellular component: membrane coat. Lineage: Eukaryota; Fungi; Chytridiomycota; Chytridiomycetes; Spizellomycetales; Powellomycetaceae. Gene Ontology annotation, biological process: intracellular protein transport; vesicle-mediated transport. Gene Ontology annotation, molecular function: clathrin binding. The transcript has 12 exons. The record is from RefSeq and is a predicted model, not a curated record. Bases 1 to 2427 code for a protein of 808 amino acids.